AUGGAGAACAAUAUGGGUCGGGAUGAAGACACUGAGCUUGUGGGGAUGGGACGUCGUGUCUCUGUAUCUCCUGUAUAAACUGCUUUUUACAUUAUCCUGGUCAUGCUGGGCAUUCUUGGUAACGCCACCGUGGUUGGGGUUAUUGGUAGGACUGUAUUCACGGACCGUGGAGGUGGACGUAACUCGGACAUCAUCAUUAUUAACAUGGCCCUGUUGAACCUGCUGGUGUCUGUGCUGAGGAACACACUGCUCAUUAUUUCAGACAUGGGACUUGAGCUCUACUCCUCCAAAGAGUGGUGUCAGUUCCUCAUGGGGAUCUGGGUGUGGCUGCGGUCGGUCAAUGUGUGGUCAACACUCUUCCUCAGUGCGUUUCACCUCCAGACGUUGAGACGUGUGACUCCUGCUGUUGUGAACAUUCAUGGAUCCCGAGGCACUCCCAAGACUGUACUGCUGGGUCUGAGCCUUAUCUGGCUUCUCAACCUUAUUUACUCCAUCCCUGCUCAUAUUUUUUCCACUAAUGGGGACGUGAACAGUACAGAGACCCUGAUGCUGGUGAGCAGCACAACACGCCCCCUGCUGGGUUGCAUCUGGAACUUUCCCACCAGCUACAGUGGCCUGGCCUAUGCCACCACAUCCAUGGUGAUACAUGAAACAAUUCCCAUCAUCCUGAUGGCACUCACCAACCUGAGCUCCCUGUACACGCUUUACACUCACAGUAGGGUGCGGAACUCAGUGCAAGAUGCACCUGUUAUAAAGCGGGUGCCAGCAGAGAGACGAGCAGCAAAGGUGAUUCUCGGUCUCAUAAUGCUCUUCAUUGCAUCUUGGGGAACUAGCAUUAUCUCUGUCAACUAUUUCAACUACAACCCUGGCUCCUCGGCUGAGUUUCUUCUGGUCAUUGCUCGUUUUGCCAACAUUAUCUUCAUUGCCAUGUCACCUGCUGUUUUAGCAGUCGGCCACCGGCGACUGCGUUCUUAUAUCAAGGCUACGCUCAUUCAAUGAAAGAGCUGACAGUAAACUCUACUGCAGCACUGGAGGUGCAGCCAACACAAUACUUCUAAUCAUAAACCUUUAUUAGUAUCAUCUUCCUUUAGAUUUCAAAAAUUUCAAAUUCAUCAAUUUCAAAAGUUCAUGGUCAUAAAUGUUCUUGUUCUGUAAACCUCUGUAUGUGCUUGAGUGACUGGAGAUGGAGUCAAUGGAAAUGCAAAGAAUGAAAAAUUCAAAAGGA
Messenger RNA from Acanthochromis polyacanthus (spiny chromis), 1225 nucleotides. Its product is annotated as olfactory receptor class A-like protein 4. Gene Ontology annotation, molecular function: pheromone receptor activity. The record is from RefSeq and is a predicted model, not a curated record. Gene Ontology annotation, cellular component: membrane. Gene Ontology annotation, biological process: G protein-coupled receptor signaling pathway. NCBI's taxonomy places the organism in Eukaryota, Metazoa, Chordata, Actinopteri, Pomacentridae.